Molecule: messenger RNA, 4217 nt
Organism: Oryzias melastigma (Indian medaka)
Lineage: Eukaryota; Metazoa; Chordata; Actinopteri; Beloniformes; Adrianichthyidae
Product: zinc finger protein 32
Exons: 3
Coding region: 827-1963 (378 amino acids)
Biological process (GO): regulation of transcription by RNA polymerase II
Molecular function (GO): DNA-binding transcription factor activity; RNA polymerase II cis-regulatory region sequence-specific DNA binding
Source: RefSeq, a predicted model, not a curated record
AGUGAAUGCAAACAAAGUAAUGCAGAGAUAUCAACGUAGUGUUGCUGCUAUGCCAGCAGUUCCCCCUACACCUAUGCAGCUAAAAAAAUGUCUUCAAGAAAAAGCAAGUUUUAUAAUUUUGGCUAAAAACUGCAAAAUCAUGAAAAUCUUGAUGUGCGUUUUUGCUGAAAUUAAUGAAUGUGGCCAACACGAAUUUAUUUCGGGUUUUGUGCUUGAUUGCACUAAAAAUAAGUGCAAAUAACAUCCACCAAAACAUAGCCCAGUAGAAUAAUAUCUGCUCAAAUGAAAGAUGAAUAUUUUCAAGAAAACAUCCAAUAUUGGAGUAUAUCAAACAUUUGUUUUUUUUUUUUAUUUGAGAACAAUCUGAGAGAGGAAAUGAAAAUGCAGUUUGGCAGGACAUUCAUAAAAUAAAUAUUGUACAUUCUUCUUUUGAAAUUGGUAAUGUUACCUAUUAUUGUGUACGUAAAAUUGUGAAUGACAAUGUUCAACUGUAAGCUUUGCUGUUUUAAAUGCGAACGCCGGAAGUAACUAUACAUUUUUUUUUGCCCUGUCGCCAUUUUGUCUGACGUCACUAUGAAAAGGGUCCAUUUGAAUGUAAUGUUUUUCAUUGUUUUAAUUUAAAGAUAUAUUUUUACAAGAGUAAUUUUUAAAUGACAUUUAAAUUUAGGUAGAAUAAUUAUUAUGAAUCGUGAAUAAUUAAAUUACAUUUUUUUUGGCCGGAAAUUGUUCUUAUGUUUCCCGGAAGUUAGCUCAUUUUAGCGUGUGUGCUCCUGGAGACGGCUGUGUUUUGGAUUCUCCGCUGAAUAUAGUUGCAGCUACAGCAACGAUGUCUUCCGUUCAUUCUCUGAAAGAGUUUAUCAGCGAGCGACUAACUGCUGCUGCUGAAGAAAUAUUCAGACAGUUCGAAAAAACCAUCGUCCAGUAUGAGGAAGAGAUGGAGCGUCAGCGCAGACUGCUGGAUAGAAGCCUGAAUAGAAACACAAACACAGCAGACCUCCAUCAAAAACACACGAGGAAGCAGAAUGUCGCUGACCAGCAGCAGCUCUUUAACCAAAAGAGGAGCUGCAGCCAGAACCAGAAGGAAGCAGAACCUCCACAGAUCACAGAACAGCAGCAGGAAGCAGAAUUACCGUCGAUGACAGAGGAGCAGGAGGAAACAAAAACAGAGCUCCCACAGCUUUCCUUUUGUAAAGAGGAGGAGCUUCUUCCUGAGGAGCAUCUCUCUCAGUCUCCACACAUCAAAGAGGAACAGGAAGAUCUCUGUGCAGAAGAGGAAUUUGGUCAGCCAGAACUGAAGCAGGAGUCUGAAACCUUCAUGUUGUCUUCAUCCUCUGAGGAAAGAGACCUUCAUGCAGCAGAACCAACUUCUGAGCAGCUGCUCUCUGAGAGCCAAGAUCACCUGCAAGUCAAGCUGGAAGACUUUGAAUCGACUGAAGCUGCAGAAAUACAGAGAACUGUCUGCUGGAACAUAAAUGUAGAAGAGUCUCCUCUGUCAGAGACAGGUGCAGGUGAGAGGUCUGCAUGGAGGAGUCCCAGCAGGACCAUGACUCAUUUCUCCACAAUGAGAAGAUACAGAGGUUUUCGUAAAGGGGAACCAGCUGACAAUCCCACUUCUUGUAAAAUCUGUGGGAAGAACUUCAGUCAGCGUGGGAACCUGAAAGUUCACAUGAGAAUCCACACGGGUGAAAAACCCUACUCAUGCCAGUUAUGUGGAAAGCAGUUUGUUCAAAGCAGUAACUUGUUGCGCCACAUGAGGACUCACACUGGAGAGAGGCCGUUUCCUUGCCCCAUCUGUGGCAAGAGUUUUAGUCACAAAGGGGACAUGUUGCGGCACUUUCGAAUUCACACUGGCGAGAGGCCGUAUUCUUGCAAAGUCUGCAAGAAAACCUUCAGCCAGAGCGGUCAGGUUGCAUGUCACAUGAGAAUCCACACCGAGCAGAAACCAUUUUUCUGUGAGAGCUAAGGGGGAGGAGUCAUUCCAUGUAGUAACUUAACCCUCUGUAUGAGAAGGACAGAAGACUUAUUCUUGUAAAAUGUGUGACCAGACGUUUGUUUGUCCCAUUGAGAGCUAAACGGAGAGAUUUCAAAGCUCCAGGUUCCAGUAUUGCCGCUCAUUGGACUGUUGGUUCUGAUUGUCGUUUGACUCAAGUGGGUUUCUGUGGGAGCAAAACUCAACGAUCCAACUGCAGCUGUUCAGAAGUAGAUUUAUGCUGCAUUCACACCAGAUGUGAUUCACUCAGCAGGGGCGUCGAGUGUUAUUGUUAAGUUGACGUUCAGAUGUGAUCUAAGGUCCUAAGGCAGGAUUUUGCCAUUGGGUGCCGCACAAUUUGGGUGGCAGACGCGGCGAGGGACGGCUUUGGGCAUGUGGUGUUUUCAGUGACUCGAUUUUCGGGUUAAAAAAAAUAAUCCAAUAUGCCCACUCGAUGUGAGGAUUUUCGUCCUGAACUUCCAUCAUCCAGAUUAUUUCUUAACCCACUGGAACCACAGGGUUGCCGGAGACUGUUACUGUUACUUUUGAGUGAAGGCGGGAUACAACCUGGACAGGUCACCAGCCUGCCACGGAGCGAAAGGGGCUGGAACGAGUUGCGUUAUCCAUCUGCCCAGUGGACAGUGUAGGGAACGCCGCCACCCAGUGUCCAGGUGUGCUCUGCCAGAUUCCGGGUGGCGGCGCUUUCUAUACUGGCCCGCGGGAUGUUGGCUGCCCGGAGAUGGACAGCCACCGCAAGUGCCGUGGUAGCGGGCGCGAUCACUCGAGCUCCAUGGUCUUAUGAUAUUUUUUCUUAUCUUUAUCAAGUCAAAAAUAAAAAGAUCCUCCAUUUUUAUUUUUAUUUCCCCCUCUCGGGUUAAGUUACGUUUCUAACGGCCGUCAGGAGUAAAGUACACCGCACAGGAAGAGACUCUAAAUGAUCUGGUUAACCUAAACACAAGUUUGCAAAACAUAUGAACCCAAGAUACUCGCUCAUCAUCAUCCAUGAUGUGGCAGCUGAAGGAAGUCCGUAAAAACUUGGGCGGUUGCUCCAUGGCGUCAGGGCUUUAGGCCAAGCGCUGAGCAGUAAUUUUGACAGAAGAGAGGCGGAAAAUGCGAAUUUGACACUUGAAUUGCGUCCUGUAUGAAUGCAGCAUAGCUGUCUUUUAAUUAUGAUUUUAUCUUGUCUUCCUUUCAGAGAAAUGUUUCAGGUUGUUUGAACCUAACAAUUACACAGAACCCAGUACAUAAAGUCUUUCUAACUGUAGAUCUGAUAAAACUGAUGUUUCAGACUCUGUUAAAGACACCCUUUGAGGGUUCUUGUUUUUCCCUCCCAUCAAUCUCAAUUUAGUCACAAGCCCCUCCCCCCGAUCUAGCUUCAGAAUGAAGUCUGGUAGCGAUUGAUUAUUACUUUUCUUUAGUUACUCUGAACCCUUUGAUAAUUUUAGUAGUCCGUAAACUCCCAAACAUCAAAGUAAGUAAAGAGCCUGAUUGGCCAGGCUUUUACGUCAAACUUUAGUUUGUUCCUGCAUUGGGUUACAAAGGAUCUUCUUGUCUCUAACAAUAGAUUUCUACAAAUUAUUCUUUAGUUUUAUUCCAAUACUUAGUUGAAAACUCUUUUUUUUUUUAAGUUUUUAUUUUUUUUUACACUUUUCAGUUUUAAGAUCUUGCUGGAAAAAAUGAAUCUCAUGUCAAAUCAACUCGUUAGGUCUUAACAGUGUUCUAAGAGGUUCUGGACUGAAACCAGAGAGAUGAUCCAUAGUUUUCUACCUAAAAUGAAUAAAGGCAUCUGCUUUUGGAUCUUUAAAGCCUUUGAGAAGCUUUACGCAGUAAAAAAAAAAUAGCACCAGUUUUAGAGCAGAUGUUGCCUCUAAGCUAUUUGAUAUGUUGCAGUUUCUGUUGUUGAGAAUCUGCGAUGUCACCAAAAACAAUGAUGUGGAACCAGGAGGAGGUCUAAAAAAAAAAAAAAAACAGAACUCCCUUCAGAAAAUUCAGUGUUUGCUGACAUAAGAUGCCUUAGAAUACAAAUCUGACAUGAUAAAUGUUUGAUGUGUAAUGAGAUUCAAUAUUUCAGUUUCACUUGUUGGCGUUUAUAAAGUCAUCACAGUGACUUCAUGUCUUUGCUGCACCAUCCAAAAACUUUACUGUUUUUCCAUCCCUGACCACUGCAAACACACCAAAACUCUGUUUACUGUUUUAAACUUUUUCUAUCUCUAAGUUUAUGAGCUGUGUUAACUCUAAAAUGAUGAAA